CACCAACGCAGCACAUCCGACGCUCAUCAUGCCACCGAAACCUCGGUGAUUCUAACAUUCCAUAUUUUUGUGUACUCAGUUCAAUCGUUCCUUCACUUUCACUUGUGCAGUCUUAAAUCGAGUAUUCCCCCGGGCACGUUACUUGCCGGCCGGUUUUUUUAUUAGACCCCUCACCGCAGCACGACCGCACCGGCUACCUUUUGCAGACCGUGGUUCAAGACGAAAGCCAUGGCGCGGCGGCAGCAUUUGACGCUGUCCCUUUUUGCCUUUAUGGUGUUUCUGGCAUUGACGUACUUUAUGUCGACUGGAGAUUCGAGAGUCGAGUACGGCCCCGUUGCGAGACCCGACGACACCUUCAGCCAUGCAGACCAUAGCAGCGGGAGCAGCACCAGCAGCGAAGUCGCAAGCGAGGGCAACCCGGCGCCGGGAAUCUCUGAGCGCAUUCUCACAGGCGGCUCCAUCGCGCCGAAACUCGAGAAUGCCACGGCAAAGGCCGAACUGGGCCGUGCCUCGUGGAAGCUCUUCCACACGAUGAUGGCGCGCUUCCCCGAGGAGCCGACCGCCGACGACAGCCUCGCGCUGCAGACCUACAUCCAGCUCUUCGCGCGGCUGUACCCUUGCGGGGACUGCGCCGCCCAUUUCCGGAAGCUGCUGCAGAAGUACCCGCCGCAGACGAGCAGCCGGAACGCCGCCGCCGGCUGGGCGUGCUUCGUGCACAACGAGGUCAACAAGAGGCUCAAGAAGGAACAGUUUGAUUGCAGCAAGAUCGGCGACUUUUAUGAUUGCGGGUGUGGUGAGGAGGACGCGAAGGCCGCGAAGAAGGACCAGGGUGCGGAGGGCACGGCAGCGGCGGACAAAACGGAGGAGUUGAAGGGGUGGGAAGGUGUCACGCUUGAGAAGGAGGAGGGAUUGACUCGGGGUGGUUAAGGUUGAAGGGCGGCCAGUUUUCGGUAGCGAACGAACGAGCAAGGGGACGGCUUAAGUUAGACCUGGCGAGGAGUUGCGGCGUUCUUUAGGUUCAAAUGGUUUUGAAUCUGGCAUUGUUUGGCAUUGGCAUUUCCUACAUAGAGUAUCAAUCAUUGGGGCCAAGACGGUCUUGGGAAACCCAGAAGUUAUCCCGGCGAGGUUAUUCUCGAGAAGCUCUUGCCGGUUGGGGAAUGAGGGGUAUUAGCCCAUGAAGGAGCGCCUCGGCAGGAUCGUGGGUACAGAAUGGAGGGACUCCGUACUGUAGACGGACCAUUGAACAGGUAGAUAUAAGACCUAUUUUGGUUCCAAAGAUCUCG
Thermothelomyces thermophilus ATCC 42464 is the source of this 1283-nucleotide messenger RNA. RefSeq lists its product as uncharacterized. Gene Ontology annotation, molecular function: flavin adenine dinucleotide binding; flavin-dependent sulfhydryl oxidase activity. Bases 229 to 927 code for a protein of 232 amino acids. NCBI's taxonomy places the organism in Eukaryota, Fungi, Ascomycota, Sordariomycetes, Sordariales, Chaetomiaceae. Gene Ontology annotation, cellular component: mitochondrion. The record is from RefSeq and is a predicted model, not a curated record. The transcript has 2 exons.